Molecule: messenger RNA, 3180 nt
Organism: Stylophora pistillata
Lineage: Eukaryota; Metazoa; Cnidaria; Anthozoa; Scleractinia; Pocilloporidae
Biological process (GO): proteolysis
Cellular component (GO): membrane
Molecular function (GO): zinc ion binding; metalloendopeptidase activity
Source: RefSeq, a predicted model, not a curated record
CGAAUGACAUGGACCUGAGACCUCUGUUAGCGAUCGUAUUCCUGCUCAUUUUCCCUUGCACUGAUUCGUUUGUCUUGAAGAAAGAAAAUGGAGACAAAGAUCCGUUGAAGCAGGAUGAUAAACCUGUGGAAGAAGAUAUCAGUGACAUCGCGAACAGAGAGUACGAGACAGAGCAUGGGCGCAUCAUCGCCGUGAACAUGGCCCACUUAAAAAGACGUGCAGCAAGGAUGAAACGAGAGAGUGUCUUCAAGGAAAUUGAAAUUAACAACGAAGAGAAACACCUUAAGCUUUAUCAAGGCGACAUUCAGCUCGAUCCCGAAUUGGAAGAAAUCCUUCAUAUUAAGCAGGGAAAGGUCAAGAGGAACGCAAUACGAGAGAAAAAGAGGCUUUGGGCUACAAGGAAAAUUCCUUAUUAUGUCCCCAGUGAAAUGGGUCACAUACUUCCAAAUCUUCAUAAAGCAAUGAAAGAAUUUCACGAUAAUACAUGUUUAAGAUUUGUUCCAUAUGACUAUAGUCAGCGAAACUACAUCAAAAUCGGUAAUGAUGACGGGUGCUCCAGUAUGGUUGGUGCGAGGUACCAUUCUAAAGGUGCGCAAGCUCUUUCGCUGGCGAAAGGAUGUGAAUUUGUGGGAACCAUAAUACAUGAGCUCAUGCAUGCCAUUGGCUUUUUUCACGAACAAGCCCGAUCAGAUAGAGAUAAAUUUGUGAAGAUCUACUGGGAAAAUAUUCUUCAAGGCUUUUCUGAUCAAUUUGACAAGUAUAGUUGGAGAACUAUUGACGAUCUUGGCAAGGACUACGACUAUGAAUCGAUUAUGCAUUACGAUCGCAGGGCAUUUACAAAGAAUGGGUCACCAACCAUUGUCAGCAUCUACGAUGAGUCGAAGGAGUUUGGUACCAAGGAAAAAAGACUGAGUCAAAGGGAUAUCAUCGAAAUAAAUGCUUUGUACGACUGCCACCAGACAACUCUCCCAGGCUGGUCUUCCUGGUCAAGCUAUACACCUUGUGAUGGGAACUGCUAUAAGAGCAGGGAGCGAUAUUGCUAUAAGCAUGGAAACCCUCAAUCCUGUCAAGGGUCCCCUAAUGUCUAUGGCAUCGAAAAGCAGACCAUCAAAUGCUCAGAUAGAGAAUGUUAUGCUAUUGAUGGUCAUUGGGGUAGAUGGUCAGACUGGUCGAGUUGCAGCGUGACCUGUGGUGAUGGCUACAGAAAGAGAUACCGAAAGUGUGACAAUCCAGCUCCUGUGCAAGGAGGUCUGAACUGCCCAGGAUUGUCAAAUGAGGCAGAGGGGUGCGUCGUGAGGAGAUGCACCUUUGAGAUUGAUGAUACUGACUUCGAAUCAAAUAUGGGAAUGUGGACAAAUGUAUAUGAUGAUAAACUAAACUGGCAGAGACAUAGUAGCUACACUAAGACAUUGAACACUGGGCCGAGCUCUGAUCACACUCUUGGAACAUUCAAGGGUGUGUACCUUUAUGUCGAAUCAUCUGCCCCUGCUCAAUCAAAUGACAAGGCUAAGCUGACUAGUCCUUGGCUGAACCCAGUGCCUGGCGGCCAAUGUCUGAAAUUCUUUUAUAACAUGUAUGGGAGAACAAUGGGUGAGCUGAUGGUGCGUAUUGAACCAGAAGGCAAGCAGUCGUAUCUCCUGUUUUAUGAAAAAGGCAAUAAAGGGAUGGGCUGGAAGGGUGUGACAAAAGACAUAGACACAGAUGUGAGGUACAAGCUGACAAUUGAAGCUCGUAUUGGUGGAACUGGCUACUCUGAUACUGCCAUCGAUGAUGUGUUCAUCGACCCUGGACAUUGCGGUUGUCAGGAUACCUAUUAUAGUGGCUGCCCUAAAUGGGCCGCUGCAGGAUACUGUCAGAACAACAAACAAUGGAUGAAGGAAUUCUGCAAAAGAAGCUGUAACUCGUGUCCGAUUAGCUGUCUGGACUCUGACGUUAUCAACUGCCCUAGAUGGGCCAUCAAAGGCAGCUGUGACAACAAUCCAUGGAUGAUGAAUAACUGUAAGAAAAGCUGUGGAGUCUGUGGAUGGAAAGAUGAAUCAAGCAGUUGUCCAGGUUGGGCAUCCGGGGCUUAUUGUGAGACGAACCCGGAAUACAUGUUGUCUACCUGUGCUUUAAGCUGUAAAGUAUGUGGUUGUAAAGACCUAGAUCCUAGCUGCCCAUCGUGGGCCCAACAGGGAGAGUGUGGCAAAAAUCCCAACUAUAUGCUUCAUACCUGCUGCCGGUCCUGCCGAUGUAAGAAUUGGGUAAAAGAUGAAGACUGCGCUGCCUGGGCAUCAGCAGGUUACUGUAAUUCAUAUCCAUCAUACAUGCUUGUCAAAUGUAAGAAGAGCUGCGCAACGUGUUAGUCAAGGAAAAUCACAACACUCACUAUAGGCUUAUUAAUCAGUUGAAUGCCGCUAGGAAUUUAUGGAGCAGUUUUCAAUUAAGCAUCAAAAGAAAUCCGGGAUCUUUGAAAUUAUAAUCAAAUGGGGAAAGUUUUUAUAGAAACUGCGGUGUUGCGUCGGUGGGGGAAUAUAACAAGGUAAUUUUAGUUUUAUCGACAUAGUUGAUGUGGUAAAUGGCCACCAUAAAGAUGUUUCGCUCUGACGAAAGGCUAACGUUCGAAACUUCACCUUUGAAACUCUUUACGGUAGCCGUUUACCAAAGCUACCUUGAAAUUGUGAUAAGUCUCCUUUUUGCUAGUUGUCCUAAAAACACUUGAAAGGGAAAAAUUGUAUUUGCGCUAAGCACUACCAAACAGAAACAAAACCUAAAUCAAUAACCAUUUGCUUACUCUCAUUUUACCGCGCUCCAACAGCUUGCCUCUUUUUAUUUGAAAGAUUUCGUUAUCUUCCUUAGAUAUUUUUUUGUUCUCAUGUCGGUUGUCGAAUAGCAUUUACUUGUCGUAAAUGGGUGAUUAUUUUUUUGCGUUUUGUCAAUAGUCAAUUAUAUUUUUCAUCCUUUGUCGGUAGUCGAUUAACCCCAUUCAUACCCUCUAUUUUGACUGAUCUUUUGACCAAUUUUGGUUUUUGUUUUAAUAUGCUCAGUUAAAAUGUGUUUUAUCUAUAGAACACAGAAGUUUAUAUCAGUAUUUACAACUUUUCUUGGUAAAGCCAAAGGAGAAAGGGUUUGUGGUAUAUAAAUGUAUCAAAAUUAUGUAAUGUUAUGGUGUGCUAUGAAUAAAUCAUAACGUUACUGUCA